Asterias rubens (European starfish) is the source of this 2869-nucleotide messenger RNA. Its product is annotated as histamine H2 receptor-like. The record is from RefSeq and is a predicted model, not a curated record. Lineage: Eukaryota; Metazoa; Echinodermata; Asteroidea; Forcipulatida; Asteriidae. Gene Ontology annotation, biological process: G protein-coupled receptor signaling pathway. Gene Ontology annotation, molecular function: G protein-coupled receptor activity. The coding region runs from base 87 to 1181 and encodes 364 amino acids. The transcript has 3 exons. Gene Ontology annotation, cellular component: membrane.
AGAAGCGUUACGCCAGCUGAUGGACGAGUGAGGAAACCACCAAGGCCUUGCAAGAAUUUGUUUUGCGAGAAGUCUCAAAAAUCGUAAUGGAUGACAAUAAUGCCUCAUCCUUUUUUGAGUAUUCGACUGAGUUACCAGAACCUAAAUCCUCUUCGAACUCGGGAUGGGCUGCGGGUGAGAUCGAGAACAGCAUAGUGGUCCGCACUGCGUAUGCCUUGAUCUGCAUAGCGGGGAUUAUAGGCAACGUCCUGGUGUGCAUCGUACUGACGCGUGUACGAGCUCUCCGCACCAACACCAGUCAACUCCUGGUGCACCUCUCCGUGGUGGAUAUCCUAGUGUGCAUCAUGGCCCUCCCAGUGAACGUUUUCCCCACCCCUCCGCCCAUGCGAGGCCCCUUCGGCGAUUUCCUUUGCCGGUUCUAUGUGAGUAAAUUCAUGCAAUGGGCUUGCAUGCUUGCUUCCAUUGGCAGUCUAGUCGUAGUCAACUUGGAAAGAUUCAUAGCUAUAGUCUACCCGCUGAAAUACAAGACUUUCUUCACAGUUCGGAAGACCAGCGUCAUGAUUCUUUUGGUCUGGGUUGAAGCCCUGGGCUCGCUGUUAUACUUCUUCUUUGUGUACGAACUGGACGGGGAUGACAACUGUAAAUAUAACGGCUGGCCCAGUGACGAGGUUCGGAUUGUGAUGGGGGUGUAUCCGUACCUCAUGCACUAUGCUGGACCGCUCAUUCUAAUGUUUGCUGUACAGUGGAAGAUGAUUACUGCUCUGAAGAAACAAGUGAAUAUGAUCACUCAACAACAGGCAGAUGUGAAGUGGAGUCGACGUAAGCUGUGGCAAGCCCAGGCUUCCGUAGAGCUCCAGCGAACCCUCCUCUUCGUGGUCAUCACCUACGCCAUCUGCUGGGGUCCAAACCAGACCAUGUUCUUUUGCUUCAUGAUGGGCAUUGCUGUUGACUUCACUCAUCCUUACUACCACAUCGGUGUCAUCAUGGUCGUCAUGAACUCAUGCUUGAAUCCUCUGAUCUACACAGUCAGGAAUAGACCGUUCCGGAGAGCCCUCAAGGAGCUGGCUCUUUGUCGUCGAGGUGGAAACAACAAGGUGGUUCCUGAAAUGCCAUCCGAGGGAUCCGGCAGUUUGACCCUUGCGAAUGAUUCACAGAAUACAAACCCGAAACGCGUAUUGUAGCUUGUCAUCAACCAAUGAGCAAGGCUAGUGGCGGGAAUGUAGUGCAUUCUGCCUUUUACCAACCAGUCUCGCGUGGACGAUACCCGCAAGUAGCUGUCAGUGUGCUUCUGGUGACAUAAACCUAGCUUGGUAAAAGGUUGGAAAGGUAGUGCUUUCUGAUCUACCAGCCAGGCUCCUAGUGGAUGAUACCCUUACGGACUGUGAAGGGGUAUCCCUGUUUCCGCCCCACAAUUAGGCUGGCAGUGUGCCCCUGGUGACAUAAACCUAGCUUCGUAAAAGAAAGUGGGAGGGUGUAGUCCAUUCUGAUCUACCAACCAGGCUCCUAGUGGAUGAUACCCAUGCCUACAUCAUUACGGACUGUGAAGGGGGUAUCCAUGUUUCCGCCCACAAGUAGCUGGCAGUGUACCCCCCUGGUGACAUAAACCUAGCUUCGUAAAGAAGUUUGGAAGGUAGUGCAUUCUGAUCUACCAACCAGGGGAUCAUAGUGGAUGAUACCCAUGCCUACAUAUCAUCCUUACGGACUGUGAAGAGGGUAACCCUGUUUAACAUCCAGGAGUAGGUAGCUGUGUUCCUCUUGGGUAUCUGAAGGCAGUUGAUUUGGGUCGACAGCUCAAAUGUUACGUGUAGCCCUCAUCUUGAUGUGGCCGGACGCAUCCGGCCUUGUGAUUUAGCGAUAUAAAACAAAUAAAACAAUCAAACAAACUGAUGUAACACAAUUCUCGUCAAUGUGUCCCCAUUUCGGUAACCUUAUUGAGACCAAGGGGGAGAAGUGAAAAUAAAUGGACCCCCUAGGGGAAUACUAAAGACCGGGGUGCUCCACAAAGAAUGUUGUGUACAAAGUUGAUAAUGGAAAGAACAAAAAAUGUCUCCAUAGGGAUUCAUAUUUGAGAAUGGCUGUUUACACUUCGUCUACGUGUGACUAAUCGAGUCUAAUUCGGUCUGCUGGAGAAGAUUCGUCAAACUUCUUAUCACUUGACUAAACUGACUUGCAAAGAAGGACAUUAUACCACCUGAUUGCACAAUAUGUGCGCCGUGCAAUGUGAUUAAACCAUAGAGCCAUAUAUAUAUAUAGCUCUAUGGAUUAAACCUACUGCCGGUGGCUUGCCGCACAAUGAAACGUUAAUAUCAUCAUCCUGCCAAACUGAUUACAACCUCGCGGCAGACUGCUGAAUUUUUAUAUAACAUUAUAUUUUGAUCUCAUAUUUAAUAAUAAUAGUGUUAAGUCAGUGUGGUUGCGCUGAGUGAAUUUUGUUUGUAUAUAUACCGACCAAAAGAAAUCACUCCCACUUUAAUGGCAUAUUCGCACUUUAACGGCAUAUUGGUGUUUAGAUUUACUUAAGUCGGAAACAUUAUACUCGGUCAUGUAACAGUCGUCGUGUCUGUUUUCAUCUAAAAUGAGAUACUUUUUUAGAAAACUGUUUUAAGAAUGUUUUAAUAUUUAGAUUGACUGCACUUUAUACAAUAUGAAGAACGUACAGCACACCCUUGUAGUUGGAUACCUAUAUGUUGCCCGAGAUCUAAAUGUGGCCCAACCGUAUAGCUAUUAUUAGCUCACACCUAAAAGUAGGUCAUACGCUGUUGCUCAAUCUACCCCAAACGUAACUAUAUAGCUGCAUAACAUACUAAUAGAGGUUUGCAGUAACACCAUGUGAAACUCUACUUGAGUCGUGUUGGUUCUGAAAUUAGUC